Molecule: messenger RNA, 2068 nt
Organism: Sycon ciliatum
Lineage: Eukaryota; Metazoa; Porifera; Calcarea; Leucosolenida; Sycettidae
Product: calcium-binding protein P-like
Exons: 4
Coding region: 276-1421 (381 amino acids)
Source: RefSeq, a predicted model, not a curated record
UGUAGCUUCCUUCACUUCUUCAGUCAAAGAUUAGCUUUUGUUGGGCAUUUAUCAUUCUGAGUAGAUUGUCGUUUCAUCACGAGUCAGUUAUUUAUUAGCUGUGUGUUAUAGCAUAACAAUCCACGUCAACAUCGCAUUGCCAAAGUGAUCUUGUUGUCAACUACAUUUGAUCGAGAGAUUGAGACUGUGCUGUGUUUACCACAUCACAUUUUUGCAAGCCCCAACUUGUCUAGGCUAGCCCUGCGUGUGGACUCCGUACAGCUAGUACAGUGACGAUGGGGUUCGGUUCGAAGUCUCAGAAAGGAGGUGGAGCACCAGCCUAUCCAACUCAGUCAUCAAGCUACCCGAGGCAAGGUGCUGCUGCACAACCAGUGAAUGCUCCUGUAGCUGCUCCAGCUGGUGCCCCCGUUGCUGGAAUGAUGCCGCAGGGCGGAUAUCAACCUCAAGCUGCCCCUGGCGCCUACCCUGGACAGCCAGCUGCCCCUGGUGCCUACCCUGGACAGGCGGCUUACCCAGGUCAGGGUGCACCGGCAGCAACACCGUAUAUGGCCAACGCUUACCCCGGGCAGCAGCAGCAGCCGCCAGCACAGCAGGCUGCAUACCCGGGAUACCCACCACAGCAGCAAGGUGCAGCUAUGCCAUACGCACCGCAAGCAGCAGAUAGCAAAAUGGGCUAUCCCGGUGCUGGCCCUGGAGCUGCACCCUACCCGCCCAGCAGUGCUCCAGGUGCUUCGGCAGCGCCGUACCCAACAGGACCAGCCCCAGGCGAGCACCCGCCACCGUAUGAUCAGAGCAUGGGUGGGCCUGCCGGCGGUGCUGUACCUCCACAUGCUGGUGCUACUGCCCCAGCAGCACAGCAUGCUAAGCAGGCUGCCUAUCCAGCGUACCCGGGCAGCCAGCCUGGUGCCGCACAAGCCUACCCAGGCCAGCCUGGUGCUGCACAAGCCUACCCGGGCCAGCCUGGUGCUGCACAAGCCUACCCGGGCCAGCCUGGCGCACAAGCCUAUCCGGCGGCAGCAUCACCGUAUCCCGCUGCUGCACCCAUGGCUGCUGCACAGUAUGGUGCACAGCCCGGCAUGCAGCAAUACCCUGGCCAGCCUAACACAGCGUAUGCUGCCCAGCCUGGCAUGCAGCAAUACCCUGGUCAACCCAACGCAGCGUAUGCUGCCCAACCUGGCAUGCAGCAAUAUCCGUCACAAGGAAUGAGUUAUGCACCAGCUACUGGCGCUGUGACAAUUCAGACAAAUGUCCAGAACUUGGCAUGUAGUGAAUUUGAUUCCAACGCCAAGCUCGGUGGCAGGAACGGCGGUUCUGCAACUAUUCCUCCACCUCCCCCUGGUUGCAUGCCCACACGUGAACAAGUUCAGUCUGCCAGUGGAGCUCCUGUUGCAAUUCGUCAGAAACAAAAGAAGUUCUUCUAAACCAGACCACCGGUAACCAGUUAGCUGUACUGGCAAACUCCAAUUUCCCUGUGAACUCUAGGAUGUAUAAGUUCAGUUCAUGUUCUCUUCAGCGGCUGUAUCAUAGCAUGUGUGCAGGUUUGCAUACUAGCAGUGUCUGUAUGGCCAGUCUCUUACCUAUCGUCACAGGAGAUGCACAGAAAACUGUGUUGACAAUUUGAUAUGACUUGAUACCCCUUUAUCUCUGUACAUAUGCAAUACACACACAUGCACAGUCUGCUAGUAUUUCAGUCAUUUUCCUUUUGUGUUUGUCUGAGUUUGUAGUUUUUUUUCUUGAGAUGUUGAAUAGAGAUAAUGGCAAAUGGUUACACGGUGUGUGCCACAUGCGGCAUUUCCAUCCUACCACAGUCCACUUUUUUUAUUUUGCUGUACAUACUAUUCUAGGCUGUGCUUAUACUUGGCGCUGGCGAAUAUUAGCAAACUGAUGUCAAAGAUUCCCAGCUGAUGACUUUUUGUUUCUGAUCUUGUAUUAUCUAUAAUAAUGACUCCAUCUACCAACAGUAAUGUUUGGUUGUGUUGUGCAUAGCCUGGCGAGAAUGUUACCCAGCUGAUAGGGAGCAUCUGACGACAAGACUCGCCUCACUCUCGGUGCAUUGUGUGAUGAAGAG